AUGCUUGUGACGAAAGUAGAGCAGAGCGAAGUACGCCAAGUCGUAGACGCUUUUAAAUCUGAAGGCACAUUUGAUAAACUGAGACGAAAAAUUUUCACCUCAAUCGCUGCUACUGAUCGUUACCAAAGGGUGGCAUUAAAUGCUGAAGAAAUUGUUGACGAUUUAUUGAAAACAUCUGCAUCAAAUCUCACUAAAAACAAUGCACUCGAUAUACUCAGGAAGAAGCUUUUUGCUCUUAAUAGUACUCAGUAUGGCAUUAUGAUCACUGAGGGUUUGGAUGCUGGUGAAACAUUAUGUAGCUUAUUGGAAGAAAUUGGCCGCUAUGUUGAUUCUUUUCUUGGCCUAACAAAAAAGGAACUGCUUGAAAAUGUACAAUCGCGGCAACCCGUCGAAGACCAUGAAGUUUGUGAUAUGGAAAUAGAUUCGGAUUCCGAACAAAGCCCUCAAACUAGUUCGACCAAAGAGACUCCUUUAUCUGAUAUAGCUCUUCCACCAACUACUUAUCCAAACCCAAAUUUAUCCUCGACAGUGUCAUUUCCUCAUGCGGAGCAUGUUAAGGUACCAUCUGUUCGAAACACAAUAAGUUCGUACGGAAAUUGUAAUUCUACGGCCAGUACCGCUUACGCUGAGUCGACAAAUGAGAUAAUAACUGCUAAGUCGAAGUCAAUGCUCAAACAUUCUGAAGAUGGGAAUAUUGAAGCUUCGUUUACCUCUUACCAAGCACAAAAAAUCGUCACGAAAAAAUUUUAUUCUAAUGCAAGGGAAGCAGUAGCAUCCAAGCAGUACAUGGCAUCAGCUGUGCAAUAUCGUACAAGGCGUCGAGGCAAAGCUUGUAAUGGAGAUUUUGUAUACUACUAG
Molecule: messenger RNA, 858 nt
Organism: Brugia malayi
Lineage: Eukaryota; Metazoa; Nematoda; Chromadorea; Rhabditida; Onchocercidae
Exons: 7
Coding region: 1-858 (285 amino acids)
Source: RefSeq, a predicted model, not a curated record